This is a messenger RNA of Rotaria sp. Silwood2, 543 nucleotides long. The record is from the annotation of a GenBank genome assembly. Lineage: Eukaryota; Metazoa; Rotifera; Eurotatoria; Philodinida; Philodinidae.
AUGAAACUUCGACACGCAGCAGAAGAUCUUACUGAGGCGCAAAAUAAUGUUCAUUCGAAAACGGAAGAGCUUCAGCAAAUGUAUGAGAAACUUCAUUCCAUUGAAAACAAGCUGAUUCAUACGGAAAACGAGUUUCAACAAAGACACAUCGAUCUAGAGGAGAAAAAAGCUGAAUUAGCACAAAUCAAGUCAAAUGAAAUUUCACUUCGUAAAGUGAUCAAAGAACUUCAAGAUAAGUAUGCAUCGAAUGAGCGCGAAACAGAAGCACUCAAGGAAAGCCUCGAACUAGAAGAAAAACACAGACAAGAAGCUGAAACGGAAAGACAUCGUGAAAUGGAAGCUCGACGUGAAGCAGAAAAGCAGCGACUGGUCGAACUAGAACGACGACGUAUGGAACAAGCAGAAUCCUAUGAGAGAUAUUGCAAACAAGUUGAAGUUCAACAAGAAGAAGCUCGACAACGAAAGCAAGCAGAACGAGAGAAAGAGAGAGCAGAACAGCUGUUAGAAGAGGCGACAAGCAAACCCCCCUGUUCGAUUUCCUAA